Molecule: messenger RNA, 2506 nt
Organism: Zingiber officinale
Lineage: Eukaryota; Viridiplantae; Streptophyta; Magnoliopsida; Zingiberales; Zingiberaceae
Product: acyltransferase-like protein At1g54570, chloroplastic
Exons: 13
Coding region: 99-2198 (699 amino acids)
Cellular component (GO): membrane
Source: RefSeq, a predicted model, not a curated record
CACGUUGAGUGUUGUAGACACUUCUGCAUAUCCAAUCCACCUCUCCCUCUCUCCCCGCCUUCGCCUUCCUCUCUCAUUUGCCAUCUCUUUCUCCACCCAUGUCUCUGUCCUCGUCUGGAUCCCCCGUCCUCCCUUUCCUACCGUUUCCGUCUCUCCUUCACAAACCGCGGCUCCGAUGUGCGGCGGUUAGCGGCAAUCGUCUGGGGGAAGUUUCGAGCCGGAUGUUGGGCGGUGGCCGCGUGGGUGCCAAUCACUCAGAUUCGGAGAAUAAAGCGUACGCGGGUCAGAAUGGAGGAUUGGAGGCGCUUUAUGAUGAUGGGUUUGGGGACGUCAGCGUCAAAGACUACUUCGAUGCGUCUAGGGCGAUUAACAAGCCGGACGGCGGCGCCCCUCGCUGGUUCUGCCCCGUAGAGUGCGGGGCCCCGAUAAAGGGAUCACCUUUGCUGCUUUUCUUGCCCGGGGCUGAUGGUGUCGGGAUGGGGUUGAUUCUGCAUCACAAAUCGCUCGGAAAAGUUUUUGAAGUCAGAUGCUUGCACAUACCAGUAAACGAUAGAACACCAUUUGAAGGACUACUGAAAAUUGUGGACAAUGCUGUGAAGAAUGAACAUUCUAAGUUUCCACAUAAACCAAUCUAUAUUGUUGGAGAAUCCUUUGGUGGAUGCUUGGCUCUUGCUGCUGCAGCUUGCAAUCCUGAUAUUGACUUAGUACUGGUGCUAGUUAAUCCAGCAACAUCUUUUGGCAAAUCGCAAUUGCAGCCUAUAAUCCCUCUUCUGGAGGCUUUACCCAGAAAUCUUCAUGCUACUGUACCUUACUUCCUUAGUUUGAUCAUGGGUGAUCCUGUUAAAAUGGCUAUGGCGAGUGUUGAAGAAGACCUUCCUUUGCCAGAGCGACUUGAAAAUUUGUCCAACAAUCUCACUUCAUUAUUGCCUCUGCUUUCUGACUUGGGAGACAUUAUACCGAAAGACACUCUUUUGUGGAAACUCCGCCUGCUUAAGUCAGGUUCUGCUUAUGUGAAUUCUCGUCUGCAUGCUAUUUCAGCUGAAGUUCUAGUUCUUGCCAGUGGGAAGGAUAACUUGUUACCAAGUGGGGAUGAAGCAGAUCGACUUUGGGCUUCACUAAAGAAUUGCAGAGUUAGAUAUUUCAAGGACAGCGGACACACACUAUUGCUAGAAGAGGGCAUUAAUUUAUUAAAUAUUUUGAAAGGCACCAUCACAUACCGUCGUUCUAGACAAUAUGACACGGUGACAGAUUACCUUCCUCCAUCUCUCAGUGAUUUCAGAAAAACGUUCUCUCAAAACGAGAGAUGGUAUGUAGCUGCAGCAAGUCCAGUCAUGCUAUCUACUCUUGAAGAUGGAAGAAUAGUCAGGGGUCUUGCAGGUGUUCCCGAUAAAGGUCCCCUACUUUUAGUUGGAAAUCAUAUGAUAUUGGGGCUAGAGCUUCGUCCUCUUUAUGAGGAAUUUUUAAAGGAGAAAAAGGUCAUUAUACGUGGCAUGGCACACCCUUUUUUAUUCUCAAGGGAUACCGAAACUCCACGGAAAGAGAUUUCUAUCAAUGAAACUCUCAGUGUUUUUGGUGCAACACCUGUGACUCCAAUGAAUAUGUAUAGGCUAUUUUCAAAGGGAUCAUUUAUACUCCUGUAUCCUGGAGGUGCUCGUGAAGCUCUACAUCGUAAGGGUGAAGAGCACAAGUUGUUUUGGCCAAACCAUCCAGAAUUUGUUCGUAUGGCUGCUCGCUUUGGGGCGACCAUAGUUCCGUUUGGAGUCGUUGGAGAGGAUGAUCUGAUAGAGGUACCCCAUCCUAUGUUCAUUAUUUUGUUGGUUUUUGAUUACAAUGAUCUGGAGAGCAUUCCAUUCAUCAGAGAGAGGAUAGAAGAACUGAAUAAAACCAUCACCAAUAUAAGGAUCAAUGCCGACGGAGAGGUAUCAGAGCAACCGAUGUAUUUGCCUGGAUUUCUUCCAAAAUUACCUGGUCGACUGUAUUAUCAUUUUGGAAAACCAAUUGAAACACGUGGAUUGGACAUUCUGAAGAAUAAAAAGGAUGCAAAUGCGCUAUAUCUAUGCAUAAAGUCAGAGAUUGAAGGCUCAAUUUCUUACUUGAAGCAGAAAAGGGAGGGCGAUCCAUACCGAAGCAUUGUACGGAGAAUUCUCUAUCAGGCUUCAUUUGGUUCUUCAGUCGAAGUACCUACCUUUGAACCAUGAUUUGGAUGUUCUUCUCAUACCAUUCAGCUCAAUUCUUUUAAAGCACAUGAAUUACAAAGACACUUCAACACUACAUCUACACAAGCUUGGAUGGAGCUUUUGGAUCAAUGAAGAAUGAGAGUGAUCAUUGGAAGCUAAGAAAAGAUGAAAUUCGUUUUUAUUUACAUUGUUGAAAAGCAGUUAUUAUUUUGGCUGCAGAGUAUGAAUAGGAAUAGUUCAUGCUCUCUCUAUUCCAAUAACUUAUUUCUUUAUUUGUAUGACAGUGAAUUAUAUAUAUUAAAAUGUUGUUUGCAUCAAUGUCUAACCAA